AAUACAAUCCAUUCACGUGAAACUCAAAACUCCUCCUUUGAAAGUGGCUGAGUUUAACUCUGACAUAACAACACUGGCUGUAGUAGUCAGUAGCCCACUCUCCUAGUUCUACCACACGGAGGCUAAACAGUCGCGCAGACUCGGCAUUGUGGGAACUGGGAAACGCUGAGCAGGCUGUUAUCGGUGACAGUGGUCGGCGCGAAAAAACCGUGCUGCUUAUUCCAUCAAGACAGUCGUGUAAAGGACUAGGAAGACAAACUGUUUCCACACUCCAGGCAUUCAUGGCUGUGUGUAACGGGGAAUCCAAGGUGGACAUCAGUGGAGAGACGAAAGUCAACUCGUGUCAUUAUGAGGGAGCGGUGGUGAUCCUGGAUGCCGGGGCACAGUAUGGGAAGGUGAUUGAUCGACGUGUGCGAGAGCUUUUUGUGCAGUCAGAGAUCCUGCCUCUGGAGACGCCGGCAUUCGCCAUCGAAGAGCAGGGCUUUCGGGCCAUCAUCAUAUCUGGUGGACCUGCUUCUGUCUACGCUGAGGAUGCGCCGUGGUUCGAUUCGGCUAUAUUCAAGAUCGGCAAACCCGUCUUGGGAAUCUGCUAUGGCAUGCAGAUGAUGAAUAAAGUGUUUGGGGGCACUGUGCACAGAAAGUGUGCGAGGGAGGAUGGAGUGUUUCGCAUUGGGAUCGACAACUCCUGCUCUCUCUUCAGGGGCCUUCAGAAAGACGAGCUGGUUCUGCUCACUCACGGAGACAGUGUUGACAAAGUAGCGGACGGCUUCAAAGUUGUGGCUCAGUCUGGAAAUAUUGUUGCAGGCAUUGCCAACGAGCAGAAGAAAAUGUACGGCACGCAGUUUCACCCCGAAGUGGACUUGACGGAAAAUGGGAUGGACAUGCUGAAGAACUUCCUUUUUGACAUCGCUGGCUGCAGCAGCAACUUCACAGUGCAGAACCGACAGAUUGGCUGCAUUCGCGAGAUCCAGGAGAAAGUUGACAAGUCCAAAGUUCUGGUGCUUCUGAGCGGAGGAGUAGACUCGACAGUGUGCACAGCCCUUCUGAACAAGGCACUGAACCAGGACCAAAUCAUAGCUGUGCACAUCGACAAUGGCUUCAUGAGGAAACGGGAGAGCCAGAGUGUGGAAGAGGCCCUGACAAAACUGGGAAUCAACCUGAAAGUGGUGAAUGCAGCACAUACCUUCUAUAACGGCACGACGACCCUGCCCAUCUCCGAAGAGGACCGCACUCCCAGGAAACGCAUCAGCAAGACACUCAACAUGACGACAAAUCCUGAAGAGAAGAGGAAGAUCAUAGGAGACACAUUUGUCAAGGUGGCCAACGAGGUGAUUGGUGAGAUGAACCUGAAGCCAGAGGAGGUGUUCCUGGCCCAGGGCACGCUGAGGCCUGACCUCAUCGAGAGCGCCUCCAUCAUCGCCAGUGGCAAGGCCGAGGUCAUCAAGACGCACCACAACGACACCGAGCUCAUCCGCAAGCUCCGGGACGAGGGAAAAGUUAUUGAGCCGUUGAAGGACUUCCACAAAGAUGAGGUGCGAGCCCUGGGCAGAGAACUCGGACUCCCAGAGGAGAUUGUCUCUCGACAUCCGUUCCCAGGUCCUGGUUUGGCCAUUCGAGUUAUUUGCGCUGACGAGCCCUACGUCUGCAAAGAUUUUGCAGAGACAAACAACCUCCUCAAAAUCAUCACAGACUUCUCAGCCAGUGUCAAAAAGCCCCAUACGCUCCUCCAGAGGGUAAAGUCGUGCAUAUCAGAUGAGGAGGAGGAGAAGUUGAUGCAGAUCACCAGCCUUCAUUCACUCAAUGCCUUCCUAUUGCCUAUCAAGACAGUCGGCGUCCAGGGUGACUCGCGGUCGUACAGCUAUGUGUGUGGAGUGUGCAGUAAAGACGCCCCUCACUGGGAGUCCCUGAUGUUCCUCGCCAGGCUCAUCCCACGCAUCUGCCACACCAUAAACAGAGUCGUGUACGUCUUUGGGCCGCCAGUGAAGGAGCCACCCUCCGACAUCACCCCAACUUUCCUCACCACGGGCGUACUGAGCACGCUCAGACAGGCCGACUACGUGGCCCACUCCAUCCUGAGGGAGUCUGGCUACUCGCGUAAGAUCAGCCAGAUGCCCGUGAUCCUGACGCCGCUGCACUUCGACCGCGACCCGCUGCAGAAGCAGCCCUCGUGCCGACGCUCCGUCGUUAUCCGCACCUUCAUCACCAGCGACUUCAUGACCGGCAUCCCCGCCACGCCCGACAACCACAUCCCAGAAGAGGUUGUUAUGAAGAUGGUAAACGAGAUCAAAAAGAUCCCCGGCAUCUCCAGGGUAAUGUUCGACCUGACCUCCAAGCCCCCUGGAACCACCGAGUGGGAGUUUGACGCAGAGGCGAGUUGUAAACUGAAGGCCAAAUUUAAUUUGAAUGGCUACAAAAGUGUGGAGAAGAAAACUGUGGUGGUCGGUGGAAUGUUUUCUGUUCACAUGCGCCUCGCCUCUACAGGCGGCAACACAACAUCAGAACCUGUGUCAUCUGGAUGCGAAGGAUUCAACUUCCGUGCCUUCCGCUGGACACAGACCAUGCUGUUCGCCAUCAGUGAGAUAAACAAGAGUCCGGACCUGCUGCCCAAGACAGACCUGGGCUACGUCAUCUAUGACUCCUGCUUCACCAUCUCCAAGGCGGUGGAGGGCACCCUCACCUACCUGACAGGCCAGGACGAGGCCGUGCCCAACUACCGCUGCGGCUCUGGGGCCCCGCUGGCUGCUCUGGUGGGGGCGGGGGGCUCGGAUCUCUCCAUCGCCACGGCUCGCAUCCUGGGCCUCUACUACUUCCCUCAGGUGAGUUACUCGUCCUCCUGCUCGGUGCUGGAGAGCCAAUUCCAGUUCCCCACCUUCCUGCGCACCAUCCCCAGUGACGUGCACCAGUCGGCAGCUAUGGCGCGCCUGGUGCUGCACUUCGGCUGGACCUGGGUCGGCACCAUCGCCUCCGACGACGACUACGGCAAGUACGGCAUCAAGGAGUUCAAGGAGCAGGUGGAGGAGGCGGGCGUGUGCAUCUCCUUCUCCGAGACUCUCCCCAAGUCGGGCUCUCCAGAGGCCAUCCAGCGCAUCGUGCAGACGGUGGUGGAGUCCACGGCCAAGAUCGUGCUGGUCUUCUCCUCCGACGUGGACCUGGGCCCGCUGCUGGAGGAGCUACUCAGGCAGAACGUCACCAACGUCACCUGGAUCGCCAGCGAGGCCUGGGUCACCUCGGCCGCCAUCGCACGCUACCCGGGCGUGCAGCAGGUGCUGGGAGGCACACUGGGCUUCGGCCUGCACCGCGCCGACAUCCCGGGCCUGCAGCGCCAUCUGCUGGAGAUGGACCCAUAUGACCACCCGCUAGCUGAGGAGUUCUGGGAGCGGGCCUUCAACUGCACGCUGGACUACGGGCGUGCUCUGAGGAACGCUAAAGCCAGGGCAGCGUUGGCCGCGCAGGAGUCCGGUAAUACGACUGCGGCCCGGGCGGUGGCCAGAGCCGUGCCGGAGGGCCUGUGCUCGGGCCAGGAGUCCCUACAGCGGCUCAACAACACCUACACAGAUGUGUCGCAGCUCAGGCUCACCUACAGUGUCUACAAGUCAGUGUACGCUGUGGCCCAUGCCCUGCAUAAUCUGGAGGACUGCGAGCCUGGUCGAGGGCCCUUCGAGAAUGGCACCUGCGCUGACAUAAACAACUUUGAACCUUGGCAGUUGAUGUACUACCUGAAAAACGUCCAUUUCGAAGUCCCUCACACGGGUGAGAAGUUCCAGUUUAAAGACGGAGGCGUGGACGGCUUGUACGAGAUCAUCAACUGGCAGCUGAACGGGGAUGGAGAGGUCACCUAUGUGCCUAUUGGAUUCUACAACAGCUCAGCACCGGACGCGGCCAAGAUGACCAUCAACAACGCCUCCAUCAUCUGGUACAAUGGCAACCUGGAGGUACCGCGCUCCGUGUGCAGUGAGAUCUGCCAGCCGGGCACCAGGAAAGGCAUCAGACAGGGGGAGCCGGUGUGCUGCUUCGACUGCAUCCCCUGUGCCGACGGAGAGAUCAGUAACACCUCAGAUGCCAGAGCGUGUAUCCAGUGCAGUGAGGACGACUGGUCCAAUGCCAAUCGCGACACCUGUGUGCCGAAGACCAUCGAGUUCCUGGACUUCGGGGAGCCUCUGGGUAUCACGCUGAUCGUGAUCUCCGCGUUUGGGGCGCUGGUGACCAUCGUGAUCGGCGUGGUGUUCCUGGCGCACCUGAGCACGCCCAUGGUGCAGGUCAACGACCCCCUGCUCAGCUUCUUCCUUCUCUUCGGCCUGGUGGUCACCUUCCUCUGCUCCAUCGUCUUCCUCGGGGAGCCACAGCACUGGUCUUGCAUGACCAGCCAGGUGGCCCUGGCUCUGGGCUUCGCCCUCUGCCUCUCCUCCAUCAUGGGCAAGUCUGCCGUCCUCAUGCUCCGAGCGCGUGCCGCCAAGCAGGUCAGGUCUGCAGUCAAGGCGGCCGCCAAGGCAGCCAAAGCCGCCGCCGCUGCAGCUGCCGCCGCCGCCGAAUCUUCAGAGCAAGGCCCAGACGUGGUGCAGACGGCACCCGCAGCAGCAGCUCCGCCGGCCCCCAAGCCGUACGUGGACACUCUCCUUCCCUCCCACCAGAGGGCGAUAGCGGUGGUGUGUACACUUAUCCAGGCGGUGGCCUGCACGGUGUGGCUGUGUCUGCUGCCGCCACACCCGGUGAAGAACAUGGCCUCGCAGAACAUCAAGAUCAUCCUGGAGUGCGACCCGGGCAACGUGGUCUUCAUCAGCUGCGUCUUCGCCUACGACAUCCUGCUGGCGCUGCUGGCCUUCGCCUUCGCCUUCACCGCCCGCAAGCUGGAGGACCACUUCAGCGAGGCCAAGUCCGUCACCUUCGGCAUGCUGGUCUUCGCCAUCGUCUGGAUCUCCUUCGUGCCGGCCUACCUGAGCACGCGCGGCAAGUUCAUGGUGGCCGUGCAGAUCUUCGCCAUCCUGGCCUCCAGCUUUGGCCUGCUGGCCUGCAUCUUCCUGCCCAAGUGCUAUAUGCUGCUGGUCAAGCCCGAGAGGAACACCAUGGAGCUGAUGAGGCCGGGCGGCGGCGGGGGGGCCGCUGGCAAGGGGGGCGGCAAGGACACCAGCACCUCCGCCUCGCUCACCACCAGCAGCACUGACGUCAACGCCACCACCAUCUCCACUGUCUCUGCUGACUGA
Molecule: messenger RNA, 5198 nt
Organism: Engraulis encrasicolus (European anchovy)
Lineage: Eukaryota; Metazoa; Chordata; Actinopteri; Clupeiformes; Engraulidae
Gene: gmps
Product: guanine monophosphate synthase
Exons: 25
Coding region: 282-5198 (1638 amino acids)
Biological process (GO): G protein-coupled receptor signaling pathway; GMP biosynthetic process
Cellular component (GO): plasma membrane
Molecular function (GO): olfactory receptor activity; GMP synthase activity; G protein-coupled receptor activity
Source: RefSeq, a predicted model, not a curated record